AUGGCUAUCGAAGAGUGUAAUGAACAGUUACCUGAAGAACAAAAUUUUGUUUUAUUACCUUUAUUAAUGGAUAUUGAUAUUGCCGAUGAUGAUGAUGAUACACAAUUAAUUUAUCAUGCUCAACAUAUAAAUGAUUAUUAUACUUUACCACAAAAUAUUGGUACACAAACAAAUCGUCGAAUAUCAGUACCAUCAGCCAACGAUUCUGUAAGUAAUUUACUUAGAAUAGAAUGA
Molecule: messenger RNA, 234 nt
Organism: Rotaria sordida
Lineage: Eukaryota; Metazoa; Rotifera; Eurotatoria; Philodinida; Philodinidae
Source: the annotation of a GenBank genome assembly